UGCAACUCUGAAAUAAAUAUGAAGCAAUUUUAAUAAACGGAUUAGUAAAGAAAACUUUCGUGUUUUUUCUGGAUUAAUGAACUAUAUAUAUUAAAAUGUUACCGCUUUCCUUGCUUAAAACUGCACAGAGUCAUCCCAUGUUAGUUGAACUGAAAAAUGGUGAAACUUACAAUGGCCAUUUAGUAAGCUGCGACUCAUGGAUGAAUAUAAACUUACGUGAUGUGAUAUGUACAUCAAAGGAUGGCGAUCGGUUUUGGCGCAUGCCGGAAUGCUAUAUUCGAGGAAGUACUAUUAAAUAUCUACGCAUACCAGAUGAAGUUAUUGAUAUGGUAAAGGAGGAAGCACAAUCAAAACCCAGAAGCCGUACCGAACUGAUGAAAUCUCGUACUGGUGGUAGUGGAAAUACCGGUGGUGGUCAGAAUCAAAAUCAACGCAGUCGUGGAUCAAAUCGAAAUAACUUCGGUAAUCGCAACACCCAAGGUGGCAACAGUGGCAACACUGGACCUCGUCCAGCAGGACAGGGUAAUCGAACAGCGGGACAGGGACAUAAACAUCGAAAAUUAACGUAGGUUAAUAUAAAAAAAAACAUGCAUUUAGACUAGGAAUAAUCAAAUAAUAGCUUGGAGACAAAGAAUAAAAUUUGGACUUAAUAUAUAAAUCACAUAUGUACUAUAAUUUAUCAAUUCUAAACGUGUGUGUAGAAUCCCUUUAAUAAAGCUCCUAAAAGGUAUCAUUUAAA
Teleopsis dalmanni is the source of this 739-nucleotide messenger RNA. Its product is annotated as U6 snRNA-associated Sm-like protein LSm4. Gene Ontology annotation, molecular function: U6 snRNA binding. The transcript has 4 exons. Bases 96 to 569 code for a protein of 157 amino acids. Gene Ontology annotation, biological process: mRNA splicing, via spliceosome; P-body assembly; nuclear-transcribed mRNA catabolic process. The record is from RefSeq and is a predicted model, not a curated record. Gene Ontology annotation, cellular component: spliceosomal tri-snRNP complex; P-body; U6 snRNP. Lineage: Eukaryota; Metazoa; Arthropoda; Insecta; Diptera; Diopsidae.